CGACGAUUGAUUUGAAGCUUCUAACAAAGUUUAGGUAUCCAAGCUUGUGCAAUUGACGUGACGAAGCUUCGACAACUCAAAGGAAAAUCUUCACACCCUGUGCAUCCCAUGGAAACAUCGACAGGAAACAGAAGAUAUCAUCAACAAUGCUGUUCUCAGAGGAGGACUCGCCUCACCUGAAAAGAUGGAUCGUCAAGCGACUUGAGAAUAUAUCUGACGCCGAUGCCGACGUGCUUGCCGAUUACGUAUUGGCUCUCUUGCGGCACGAUGGCGACGUUAACGACGUGCGCAAACUUUGCGAGGCUGAAAUACCCGACUUCCUCAAAGAAGACUCGUCCGUCUUUGUAAACGAUGUGUUUGAGGCGCUCGCAUACCGAUCAUAUCUUCCUGGCGCCCCUCCCCCGCCUCCUAAACAUGCGCCCCUUCCCGCCUCUGCCGGCGCUCAGCAACCCCCGGGCCUGCCCUACGACUUUACUCCGAGCAACCUAGUUCCGGCCUACCAACCGCCUUUCCGAAACGGGAGGAAGCGGGCAUAUGUCGACUGGGACGACCCGAACGCCCAGGGUGGCAGGGAUGCUGGCUACGGUGGGAUGGGGUUCAAGCAGCCUCGGCGAGGGGGAUUUGGUGGCCCAGGGCCCAGACAGGACGGCCUGAAUUCCUUUGGAGGGGGUGCGCCAACCGUUUCACCGUACCCUCCGCCUGGUCAAUUACCUUCGCAAAGCGCGCCCGUCCCCUCAACGGUCGGAUACUUUGACCCGAAGGGCGCCAUGGACGCCUUGUAUGGAAUGAGUGUUGCGGCCGGCCACCCCAUGCCCGAGCUCUUGUCGCACGACCGAGAGCAGCCUCCGGCAAGGAGAAGGAAGAAGUGUCGUGACUGGGAGAAGAAGGGCUACUGUCAGCGAGGGAGCAAUUGCAUGUUCGAGCACAGUGCUGACACGUUCUAUUCCCCUCUCUUUGCUGGCCCCCCGUUUGGCGGUGUGCAGCCCGUGCCGCAGCCCUCAGCAGUUGAAGAAUAUGACCCGACUAAUGCUCUCAUGCCCGAUCUUCUGAACAGACCGGGCCCGCUCCAGGGGCAGCAGCUUUUCCCUGAGUCCGGCCAGCAUCCGAGACAAAAAGGCGGCAGACACCAUAGCCGUCAAAAACGAACUGAGAGAGCGCCUUUCUCCGCGGAGGGCCCUGUCUAUGACAGGACGAAAUCAACAAUUGUUGUGGAAAACAUCCCCGAAGAAAACUUCAGCGAAGGUCAGGUUAGGGACUUCUUUUCGCAGUUUGGCAUGAUUCUGGAGGUUUCGAUGCAACCAUAUAAGAGAUUGGCCAUCGUGAAAUUCGACAGCUGGGAUUCCGCCAAUGCGGCCUACCAGUCGCCGAAAGUCAUCUUUGACAACCGCUUCGUCAAAGUCUACUGGCACAAGGGCGACGAUCCUACACAAACCACCAGCGGCAGUGCAUCCGGCAAAAAGAGGGCGCAAUCUGCUAAUGGCUCCUCCGCUAGCCCCGGAGCUGAGAUCGAUUUGGAAGAGUUUGCGAAGCAGCAAGAAGAAAAGCAAAAGGCGUUCGAGGAGAAGACAAAAAAGAGACAGGAACUAGAGCGGCAGCGCCAGGAGCUCGAGCAGAAGCAGAAAGAACUCAUGGCUAAGCAGCUGGAGGAGAAGGCGAAACUAGCAGCCAGACUUGCCCGGUGCAAUGGAACCAAAACCGACAACGCGAAGGACGAAUCGGAAUCGUCCAAGCCCAUGACGCAGACGGAAGCGCUUCGUGCCCAGCUUGCAGCCCUCGAGGCAGAGGCAAGAGAGAUGGGGAUCGAUCCGGAUGCCAUAGACGCCCCGUCGUCGUGGUCUCCUGCGUACGGACGGGGAAGAGGCGGAUGGCGGGGGCCAUCGCGCUACAUGGCGCGCGGGUCGUACCGGGGAGGAUAUCGCGGGCGCGCUAAUGUCCAUGCCGCCUAUGCGGCAUACUCGCUUGAUAACCGGCCCAAGAAGGUGGUCCUGACGGGUGUGGACUUCACCGUGUCUGAAAAGGACGAGACAUUGCGCCAAUACCUUUUCGGUAUUGGCGAAUUCACUGAUAUUCAGACGGCCCCCACCUCAACAGAAAUCACCUUCAAAGACCGCAAAACCGCCGAGAAAUUCUUCAACUCGAUCCUGCUGCACAACAAAGAGAUUCCCGGAAUCGAGGGCUCCCCGGUUGAGCUCGCCUGGGCCGGAGCCAACGGCUCGCAAGAGCUCUGCCGGCACGGCCCCAGGAUCACGACCGCCGCCGGCGGCACUGGCGGCACUGGCGCCAAGGACGAGGAAGUUACCGCGACCACGGACGACGCAACGGGUAGUAGCAGCGAUAAGGACGUGCACAUCCAGCUUGAGCGGCGACCGCAGGAUCAAAACGAGAUGGACUAUGAGGUUGCGGACGAAGGUUCGUGGGGCUACUAG
Molecule: messenger RNA, 2426 nt
Organism: Chaetomium strumarium
Lineage: Eukaryota; Fungi; Ascomycota; Sordariomycetes; Sordariales; Chaetomiaceae
Exons: 6
Coding region: 147-2426 (759 amino acids)
Biological process (GO): mRNA processing
Cellular component (GO): nucleus
Molecular function (GO): RNA binding; metal ion binding
Source: RefSeq, a predicted model, not a curated record